AUGGACCACGCGCGGCCUCCGGUUCGAGCCAUCAUAUCCUGCACUUUUUGCCGACAAAAGAAGCUGCGAUGCGAUCGAGUUCGACCAUGUGGUAGCUGCGUUAAACGAGGCUUGGGCUGUGUCUAUCUCAACCCGAAUCCUCCACCCCGCACUGCUCCCACCCGCUCCACGAGGCAGUUGAAUCAGCGUGUCCGAGAACUGGAGGAGCUAGUGAAUGUCCUAGCAAAGGCAAAGAGUACCCCCAGACCAGAUCAUGAGACUGAGCAAAAGUCCAACAGCAGUGAUGACGAGAUUGCCAGCUCUCUGGGCAGGAUGCAGGUGGGGGAGACAGGCACCAGUUAUGUUUCAGGGUCUCAUUGGGCCGCGCUUCAGGACAGUAUUGCAGAGAUCAAGGAGUAUCUCGAUUCGGAUACUCCUCUGAGCCAGAACUACAGUGAAGGUCCAGCACUCCUAGUAGGACUUUGUCCGCCGGUUGGGAAGGAUGACUUCCUGGCCGCCGUACCCCCAAAGGACGUGGCGGAUCGCUUGGUAUCGAGAUUCUUCAACUCAAUGGAGCCGGGAGUUCUUAUUUUCCAUGCUCCUACUUUCCAGAACGAGUAUAAUCGGUUCUGGUCCCAACCCCAGGAGCGUGCCGAAGGCGAGCCUGCCGACGUUAUUGGUAAUCCCGAAGAAGCGUGCAACAUAUACCGGCUCUACGCUGCCUACUGUCUGAUCAGAGACAGAUAUACCACCCCGACUAAAUACACUAUCGAAGCGCUACUCACAUACGCACAAUGCGAGUACUUCCGAAGCGCCGACGCCCAGCAUGAGAACUGGGUAAUGUUCGGUAUUAUCAUGCGACUGGCCCUACACAUGGGCCUGCAUCGAGACGGCUCGCGGUUCCCAGAAAUAUCCUGCUUCGAGGCCGAGAUGCGUCGGCGCAUCUGGGCUUUCAUGACCCAAGGGGAUGCCCUUUCCUCGUUUCAAUCUGGCCUGCCCCGUAUGAUGCACAAAGGCGUUGCUGAUACCCACCUGCCUCGAAACUUGCUGGAUGAGGACUUUGACGAGAACACCACGACGCUGCCUCCCUCACGGCCAGAUACAGAUGCAACCCCGCUCUCAUAUGUAAUAUCAAAGAGCGUAAUCGGUGAAGUCUUUGCUCAGAUCACCGACCGUGUGGCGUCCACGGAACCCACCACCUAUCAAUCUAUCAUUCAGCUGGACAAUCAGCUCAACGAGGCCUACGCUGCAAUUCCAGCACCAUUGAAGUUCCGCAGCGUAGCCCAGUCUGUUAUAGAUCUGCCGCAUAUCAUCAUGCGCCGUUAUAGUCUAGAGAUCCUCUACCAGAAAUCACGCUGCAUCCUUCACCGGCAACAUCUCUGCGAGGGACGCUCUGACCCCCGUUAUGCCAGGUCCCGACAGAUCUGCAUUGACGCAGCAAUGAGCCUGCUGCAACAUCAGGCCACCCUAGACGCGCAAGUCCAGCCAGGUGGCGUACUGUGCCACAGUAAAUGGUACGUAUCGUCGCUGGCUUCUCACGAUUUCAUCCUCGCCGCUAUGAUCCUGUGCGUGGAGCUUCACCAUCAAUCUAGCAGAAGCAAUGGCCAGCCACGAGGGGAACUCUCCCAAAACAUCGAUGGGUUUCUUCCUGCCCUACAGACCUCUCGUCAGAUCUGGAGCAGAUAUAAGGAAUUCUCAUCGGAAGCCAUGCAAGCGUGGCGGUCCAUAAGCAUCAUGCUCGGCAAGCUAAACGCCACAACACUGAGCCCGGUAACGCCCAUAACGAAUAGCCAUGACUUGUCAAGUAUAAGCGGGAUGAGCGGAGAAAACAGCCUGCCCUUAAGCUCUCCAGACCAACCGAACUGGUAUGACCCACCACCAGCCUCAACCACCAACAAUCUGGACUUCGAGAACGCCAUGGCGCUGGAAUUGGGCUUCCCCGGCGGAGCCAUCAUGGACAAGAACUUCUGGGACUUUUCCAAUAAUAUCGAUUGGGCUGAAUUCGAUGCUACGGUGCAGAACUUGGACAUGGUUGGGAAUAGAGUCGGCUUAUACUAG
Messenger RNA from Aspergillus mulundensis, 2037 nucleotides. Its product is annotated as putative Zn(II)2Cys6 transcription factor. Gene Ontology annotation, cellular component: nucleus. Gene Ontology annotation, molecular function: DNA-binding transcription factor activity, RNA polymerase II-specific; DNA binding; zinc ion binding. Bases 1 to 2037 code for a protein of 678 amino acids. NCBI's taxonomy places the organism in Eukaryota, Fungi, Ascomycota, Eurotiomycetes, Eurotiales, Aspergillaceae. The transcript is spliced from 8 exons. Gene Ontology annotation, biological process: regulation of DNA-templated transcription; DNA-templated transcription. The record is from RefSeq and is a predicted model, not a curated record.